AUGGCGGCAAUCCUUCGGUUCCGAAAGUUGUGUUUCAUUGAGCCAACAUUGAAAAACUGUGGAUCAUCUGAAACCCCAAAAGACGAGAAACAAGAAGAAAUUCAAACAAUUACAAAACAAGAGUGCGAUAAGAACAAGAAGAAGAAUAAGAGAGGGUGGAAGUGUAUAGAUUCUUGUUGUUGGUUCAUCGGGUGCAUGUGUACUACUUGGUGGCUACUCUUGUUUCUGUACCAUUGUCUACCUGCUCAUUUGUCUGGGUUCAAAUCCCCUGAAUCACCUGGUGUAAGGCUCAAGAACGAAGGAUUAACCCCACUCCACCCUGUCGUUUUGGUCCCUGGAAUCGUCACCGGUGGCCUUGAGCUUUGGGAAGGUCGACCUUGUUCUCAUGGCCUUUUUCGCAAACGCCUUUGGGGUGGUAGCUUUGCCCAGAUCUUACAGAGGCCAUUGUGUUGGUUGGAGCAUUUGUCACUCGACAAUGAAACAGGACUCGACCCGCCAGGCAUUCGGGUCAGACCGGUUCCGGGUCUUGUUGCAGCAGAUUAUUUUGCUCCUGGGUAUUUCGUUUGGGCUGUUCUUAUCGAGAAUUUGGCUAAAAUUGGGUACGAAGGGAAGAAUAUGUAUAUGGCUGCUUACGACUGGAGACUUUCUUUUCAAAACACCGAGGUAAGGGAUCAAGCGCUAAGCAGAUUGAAGAUCAACAUCGAGCUAAUGUAUGUAACCAAUGGUAACAAGAAAGUGGUGGUGGUGCCACAUUCCAUGGGUGUCAUCUACUUCCUCCACUUCCUCAAAUGGGUGGAAGCCCCACCUCCGAUGGGUGGUGGCGGUGGUCCAGGGUGGUGUGACAAGCAUAUCAAAGCAAUCAUGAACAUCGGACCGGCGUUUCUUGGUGUUCCCAAGGCAGUUAGCGGGAUGCUAUCAGCCGAAGGCAAAGACGUUGCUUUUUUCAGAGCCAUGGCUCCUGGUGUGUUAGAUUCAGAGAUUCUAGGGCUUCAAACUUUAGAACACAUGAUGCGUGUAGGUCGAACAUGGGACUCUGUGAUUUCAUUGCUUCCAAAAGGGGGAGACACCAUUUGGGGUGACUUAGAUUCCUCCCCAGAAGAUAUCCAAACAGUAAGUAGUUAUCAGAGACAAAACAACACGAAACAUCAAAUCGAAAUUAAACAAGAAACGAAAUACGGAAGAAUCAUUUCAUUUGGGAAAACAGCUUCCGAGCAACAUUCUUCAAAUCUCACAACUCAUGACCUUGUAAAAGAUAAGUUGGAUUCGGGUAUGAAUUGUGGUGAGGUUUGGACUGAAUAUGGUAAGAUCAGCCGUGAGAACAUCAUGAAACUUGCGGAUAACAAAGCAUACACAGCCGGAACAUUGAUCGAUCUACUACGGUUUGUAGCUCCAAAGACUAUGAAACGGGCAGAGGCCCAUUUCUCACAUGGCAUAGCAUCGGAUCUUGAUGACCCGAAAUAUUCCCAUUACAAAUACUGGUCAAACCCAUUAGAGACAAAACUACCACAUGCUCCAGACAUGGAGAUUUACUGUUUAUACGGGGUGGGGCUUCCAACAGAAAGAUCAUAUGUGUAUAAAGUCUCACAGUCUGACAAAUGCAAUACAAUUCCGUUUCAGAUUGACAGCUCAGCGGAGGGGAAGUGGUUACGUGGCGGAGUUUACUUUGUUGAUGGGGAUGAGAGUGUACCGGUUUUGAGUGCGGGGUUUAUGUGUGCGAAAGGGUGGAGAGGGAAAACAAGGUUUAAUCCAUCUGGGAGUAGGACGCAUAUACGGGAGUAUAGACAUAAAGCUCCGGGGAGUUUGCUGGAGGGGAGGGGUUUGGAAAGUGGGGCCCAUGUUGAUAUAAUGGGGAAUGUGGCGUUGAUUGAAGAUGUUUUGAGGGUGGCUGCCGGAGCUUCUGGGGAGGAGAUAGGUGGUGAUCGGAUAUAUUCUGAUAUAUUGAAGAUGGCGGAGAGAGUAAAUAUCAAACUGUAGGUGUAAGUUUUGAGCAGCGUUAUCUGCAAUCUUCAACUAAGGGAUGAGUGGUAUGAUCAACGGCAGUGAUGGUUGGUUUAGGGUCUCGUUGAUGACUAUCAUUGCGGAAAAAGAAGAAAACAUAUCAUGAGAGAGUGAGAGAGGGGUCCAAUCUCAUCGUAGUUUGUCUUUUAUGUACGCCUGAACUUUAGUUCAAAUAAAGUGCUCGAGUGAGCCGUGUUAAUCGUGUGCUUGUGAAUACAAUCUUUUUAGGGGUUAUGAAAAUGGACACAUGGACAAUUUUGAUA
Messenger RNA from Lactuca sativa (garden lettuce), 2261 nucleotides. RefSeq names its product putative phospholipid:diacylglycerol acyltransferase 2. The record is from RefSeq and is a predicted model, not a curated record. NCBI's taxonomy places the organism in Eukaryota, Viridiplantae, Streptophyta, Magnoliopsida, Asterales, Asteraceae. Gene Ontology annotation, biological process: lipid metabolic process.